AUGGCUCUCACCACGCACCCGCCGCUCGCCCUCUUCCACCGCCCCCUCCGCGGCCUCCCGCCGCGCCGAGCCCGCCUCUGCCGCUGCGCCGGCGCCGACGCGGGGAAGGCUCAGGCGCAGGCGCAGGCGAGGAGGGCGUACCCGUACGACGAGAUCGAGCCGAGGUGGCAGGCGCACUGGGAGGAGCGCCGCACGUUCCGCACCCCGGACGUUGGCGACGGCCUCGACACCUCCAAGCCCAAGUGCUACAUCCUCGACAUGUUCCCCUACCCGAGUGGGGCUGGACUGCAUGUUGGACACCCCCUCGGGUACACGGCGACCGACAUUUUGUCGAGAUUCAAGCGUAUGCAAGGCUUCAAUGUGUUGCAUCCGAUGGGAUGGGAUGCGUUUGGUCUUCCUGCCGAGCAGUAUGCUAUCCAGACGGGAACUCACCCCAAGAUUACAACAGCACGGAACAUUGACCGCUUCCGCACACAGCUCAAAUCAUUAGGUUUUUCAUACGACUGGGAUCGUGAAAUCUCCACAACAGAACCGACCUACUAUAAAUGGACGCAAUGGAUUUUUCUUCAACUUCUGAAAAGAGGGCUGGCUUACCAGGCUGAGGUACCGGUUAAUUGGUGCCCUGCACUUGGGACUGUUCUGGCGAAUGAAGAAGUAAUUGAUGGUGUCAGUGAACGAGGUGGUUAUCCUGUUAUAAGAAAGCCAAUGCGUCAGUGGAUGCUGAGGAUAACAUCUUAUGCUGAUCGGCUUCUUGAAGAUUUGGAUGAUCUCGACUGGCCUGAGAGCAUAAAAGAAAUGCAAAGAAAUUGGAUAGGGAGAUCAGAAGGUGCUGAGCUUGAAUUUUGUGCAGUUGACCAGGAGGGACAUGAUUUAGGGGCUAUAUUGACAGUUUAUACAACAAGGCCCGACACGAUUUUUGGUGCAACAUAUCUUGUUGUAGCACCUGAACAUGUUUCAUUGCCAUCUCUAACAUCUGAGGGACAACGUGUGCAUGUAGAGGAAUACACAGAAGUUGCAGCUAGAAAGAGUGAACUUGAGAGAACUGAAUUACAGAAAGAAAAAACUGGAGUUUUUAGUGGUUCUUAUGCUAAGAACCCAGCAACUGGGGAGAUCAUCCCAAUUUGGGUGGCAGAUUAUGUCUUAGCAAGCUAUGGCACCGGGGCUAUCAUGGCAGUGCCUGCACAUGAUUCUCGUGACCACGAAUUUUCCUUGAAAUACGAGCUUCCAAUCAUUAAGGUUGUAAGUCCGCCGAAUGGCAAUUGUGAUCCUGAGGAGGCUUAUGCAGAUGAUGGUAUCAUGAUAAACUCAUCCAGUUCUUCAUCUGGAUUAAAUAUCAAUGGUAUGCUUUCCCAAGAUGCUGCUCUGAAAGUUACAGAUUGGGUAGAGAGUAAUGGAUUUGGAAAGAAAAAGGUAAACUACAAGCUUCGUGACUGGCUUUUUGCUAGACAGCGCUAUUGGGGAGAACCUUUCCCUUUGAUCUACCUUGAUGAUAGCAAUGAAAUGGUGCCUCUUUCAGAAAAUGAGUUACCUUUAACUCUUCCUGAACUGGAUGACUUCACCCCCACUGGUACUGGGGAGCCCCCUUUGACCAAAGCAACAGAUUGGGUUAAAACCGCUGACCUUUUAACUGGGAGGCCUGCAACAAGAGAAACAAGCACCAUGCCACAAUGGGCUGGUUCAUGCUGGUACUAUUUGAGAUUCAUGGAUCCAAAAAAUUCCAGCACAUUGGUUGACAAGGCUAAAGAAAGUUAUUGGGGUCCAGUUGACAUCUACGUCGGAGGUGCUGAGCACUCUGUCUUGCAUUUGUUGUAUGCAAGAUUUUGGCAUAAGGUUCUGUAUGAUAUUGGCGUGGUCUCCACCAAAGAGCCCUUCAAAUGCCUGAUAAACCAAGGACUAAUACUGGGAGAAGUUGAGUAUACUGCAUACAGAGACAACGAAGGCAGGUGGAUUUCUGCAGAUUCAGGCUCAAGCUUAGCUGAUUGCUACCAAGAAAAAGUUUCAGCAGAUAAGAUCACAAAAGUUGGAGAUCAUUACGUGCUGAAGGACGAUCCAAACAUACGUUUAAAUGCCCGUGCCUACAAAAUGAGUAAAAGUCGAGGAAACGUCAUCAACCCUGAUGAUGUGGUUUCAGAAUACGGUGCUGAUUCUCUCCGCUUAUAUGAAAUGUUUAUGGGACCAUUGAGAGAUUCAAAAACAUGGAGCACUGGUGGAAUUGAAGGUGUGCAUCGGUUUCUAGGCAGGACUUGGAGACUCGUAGUUGGCGCACCUUUACCAGAUGGAUCAUAUAAAGAUGGAACUAUGGCCACUGAUGACAAACCAACCUUUGAGCAGCUUCGAGUUCUUCACAAGUGCAUAGCAAGGGUCUCAGAGGAAAUUCAAGAAACAAGGUUUAAUACUGCAAUUUCUGCAAUGAUGGAAUUUGUGAAUGCCGCGUACAAGUGGGACACCCAACCGAAGUCAGUUAUAGACUCGUUUGUUCUGCUGCUUGCACCAUUUGCACCACACUUGGCCGAGGAGCUUUGGUUUCGUCUUGGCCACUCACAAUCAUUGGCCUAUGAACAGUUUCCAGAGGCAAAAGAUGAGUAUUUGAAGGAAUCAGAGGUCGUACUCCCGGUACAAAUCAACGGGAAGACCAGGGGUACAAUCCUUGUCGACAAGGAGUGCUCUGGGGAUGAUGCGUUCGAAAAAGCAGCCUCAGACGAGAAACUCUCCAAAUAUUUGGAUGGGAAGGUCAUCAAGAAGAGGAUUUAUGUGCCUGGAAGGAUCUUGAAUGUUAUACUAGAUCAACAGAAGGCAAUGACCUGAUUAUUCCUCUGGUUUUCUCGUUGAUCUUUGGCGGAGUCCGGGCAGAGUAGUUGAUAGUCUAGAGACUGUUGAGACGUGGCAAAUCUGUAAAUUUCCAUUCUUUUGUAACAUUUGAUGCUAUUCACACGCAUUUCUUGUGAUAGUCCUGCAUUUAGCCAUACUGUAUUUACAAUGGCUUCUUUCUUUGAAUAUAACUUCCACUUAAGAUCAGCAGAAGGUUUUGAAUAAGUGAAAUGCGACGGUUACUCUUGUGGGCUA
This is a messenger RNA of Lolium rigidum, 3063 nucleotides long. RefSeq names its product leucine--tRNA ligase, chloroplastic/mitochondrial-like. Bases 1 to 2805 code for a protein of 934 amino acids. Lineage: Eukaryota; Viridiplantae; Streptophyta; Magnoliopsida; Poales; Poaceae. The transcript is spliced from 20 exons. Gene Ontology annotation, cellular component: cytosol. Gene Ontology annotation, molecular function: aminoacyl-tRNA deacylase activity; leucine-tRNA ligase activity; ATP binding. Gene Ontology annotation, biological process: leucyl-tRNA aminoacylation. The record is from RefSeq and is a predicted model, not a curated record.